Messenger RNA from Aspergillus pseudonomiae, 1568 nucleotides. RefSeq lists its product as uncharacterized. Gene Ontology annotation, molecular function: chromatin DNA binding; transcription coactivator activity. Bases 608 to 1303 code for a protein of 231 amino acids. Gene Ontology annotation, biological process: positive regulation of DNA-templated transcription. Gene Ontology annotation, cellular component: nucleus. The transcript has 3 exons. The record is from RefSeq and is a predicted model, not a curated record. Lineage: Eukaryota; Fungi; Ascomycota; Eurotiomycetes; Eurotiales; Aspergillaceae.
AGUGACCCCAACUCUUUUUCUCGUCCUUAUCACCGUCACUAGACCCCCAAGUCUAAAGUAGAUUAUACUGAACGGACUAACUUUGAAUUUUUGUUUUGUUUUUUUCUUUUUUUUUCUUUUUUGCUAUCACCCCAAACAGACGACGACGUCCGGCGAUCCACUUUCCAUUCCUACAUACACCCACCGCUCCAGGUUGCAGCGUGGCGAUUGCCUACGUGAAGCGGGUCUAAUCCAUUAUCCACCUCCCAGUACCUGAGUUGAUAUACCCUUACGAGUUGCUAGGGUCUAAUACGGCUUGACUACCUAUACCCACUAGUGUCAUCUUCCUGGUCUAUUUUUCUUUUCUUUUCUUUUCUUUUUUUUUAUCAAUCAGUAUCGAACAGGCCGCAUCGACCAACAUUUCGCCCUUUGCCGAUUCAAAGUUUCAACGAUAUCAAUUGACAAGAUAUUUUGUCUUCACUACCCUAGCCUAUAGCUGCAGGGUACUAGUUCUCAACCGAUAUCAAUCAGAAUCGGUGACGAUCAGUCUCCUACACUUUGCACGAUAUUCUGUGGUUAAGGCUACUGGUCACAUACUGGAAUUGCUAACGGAACGGAUUGGGUAAAGAUGUCGAUCAACUGGGUGAUGCUACAUGAGCAUGAAGGCUUUGUCCGUCUUCCUCAUGAGCAUUUGAUAUAUACGUCCCCACCGCGCACUUGCCUUUCUCUAAAACCACUCGACUCAUAUAAAGGCAAGGAUGCCAUAUCAUUGCAAAGUGAUUCAGGCCGAAUUUAUCUUACGAAUCAUCGGGUCGUAUAUAUACCUGCUAAGAAGUCCAAUGACUUCCAAUCAUUCUCUGCACCUCUUCUUCACAUGCAUGAUACUCAUGUAUCAGCCCCCCUUUUUGGUGCAAAUGUGUGGCAGUCUCUUGUCCAGCCGGUACCUGGUGGAGGGAUACCCUCGUCAUUGCCCGCAUUACUGUUGAAGGUGACUUUCAAGGAGGGAGGCGCGUUCGACUAUCAUAACAAAUUCGAAGAGAUCAAAGAACGCCUACGAGUGGCUCUUGAGAAUACUCGGCAAAGUAGCCGAGGUGUUGGGAAUGUUGAUAUGUCUACUGUUCAUCUGGACCAAUUGCCCGCUUACUCCGGCCCAGUACAUGAUUCGACUGGCGCUAACCAUGACAAUCAGCAUUCUCCAUUAAGCUCUCAGGACAGACGUGCUACUUCAGAAUCGUCUCCAAUGGGACCGCCGCCAGGCUACGAAGAAGUUCAGCAGCAGAGUGUCGCUGAUGAGCUCGAAGAAAGGUUACGUCGUGCUAGCUGAGAAAUAUAUUAAUCCCUGGGCCUAAAUAGACGCAUUUUUGCUUCGAUAUAUCUCAUCCUUCCUUUCUCUUUCAAUGAAUCAUAAUGACUAUCGACAACCCGUUCUUGUACAGUACACCUGAUUGCUAAAGGCCCAAUCUGGUACCUAGUGUGUUCAAACACCAUUGACUUUUCUGUUUUUUCUUUUCUUUUCUUUUUCCUGACCAGGAUCGGAGAGCCUAUUCUUAAGACAUAUAUUAGCGAAUAUACAAUUUUAGUCAUUUGUA